AUGGCUGCUGGCACCUCCACCUGGGCCUCAGGGGACACAGGCUGGAGGGGGCCUCAUCCUGGUCGUCAUCAGCUUUUGGCCCCGGUCCCACAGGACGCCUAUGACAACGUCACCCUGGACGUGGAGCUGGCUCGCCGCGAGGGCUGGUGCUUUGGGGCCAAGCUGGUGCGGGGUGCAUAUAUGGCCCAGGAACGUACCCGCGCCGCAGAGAUUGGCUAUGAGGACCCCAUUAACCCUACGUACGAGGCCACCAAUGCCAUGUACCACAGGUGCCUCAACUAUGUCCUGGAGGAGCUGAAGCACAACACCAAGGCCAAAGUAAUGGUGGCCUCCCACAAUGAGGACACAGUUCGCUUCACGCUGCGCAGGAUGGAGGAGCUGGGCUUGUACCCUGCCGAUCGCCAGGUGUACUUUGGACAGCUACUGGGCAUGUGCGACCAGAUCAGCUUCCCACUAGGCCAGGCAGGCUUUCCCGUGUACAAGUAUGUGCCCUACGGCCCUGUGAUGGAGGUGCUGCCCUACCUGUCCCGCCGUGCCCUGGAGAACAGUGGCGUUGUGAAGGGCGCCUGGCGGGAGCGACAGCUGCUGUGGCAGGAGCUCAAGCGGAGGCUCCGCACAGGCCGCCUUUGCCACCGUCCAGCCUAGUGUUCGUGGGCUACCAUCGUCAUCCACCUUCAGACUCGGCCUCCAGCCCUUGCCCUGUGGGGCUCUGUGGGGCUCUGCGCGGCCCCUGGGCCGGUGCACAGCUAUAGCCCAACCCCAGCCUCACGUGGAUUCACCUUUUUAUGACCCUGAGACCUGCUGGAAGUGGGGCCUCAGUGCCCCUCUGGCCCCUGCUCAGGAUGUGGGCACUCAGGCUGUGUCUGAUGCCUGCCAGAGCCACUGGGAACUGUCCGGAACUGCCUCUGAACAAGUGGGCACGACUCCCAUCUCUGCCAGGCCCCAGGACCUU
Leptonychotes weddellii (Weddell seal) is the source of this 952-nucleotide messenger RNA. Lineage: Eukaryota; Metazoa; Chordata; Mammalia; Carnivora; Phocidae. The record is from RefSeq and is a predicted model, not a curated record.